This is a messenger RNA of Orbicella faveolata, 2066 nucleotides long. Its product is annotated as NACHT domain- and WD repeat-containing protein 1-like. The record is from RefSeq and is a predicted model, not a curated record. Lineage: Eukaryota; Metazoa; Cnidaria; Anthozoa; Scleractinia; Merulinidae. Gene Ontology annotation, molecular function: protein binding.
AACUACUUAGGACCAAUCAACGCCGUCGUUGUAUCUCCGAGCGGUGACGUAAUCACCGGCUCUAAGGACAGCACGGUCCGCGUGUGGUCGCUAACUACGGAAGAAUGCCAAGCUGUGUACGAGGGCCAUGCUAGUUCUGUUCUGUGCCUGGAAUUGACACGAGACGGCGAGAGUGUGAUAUCAGGCUCGGAAGACAAGACUGUCAAAGCCUGGCAUCUAAAGACAAAGAACUGUGCUACACUCAAAGGCCAUGGAGGUCUGAUCAAAUGUUUGGCGGCUUUGAAUGACGGUCGAAGAAUUGUGUCUGGAUCAAAAGACCAGUCGCUGAAGAUCUGGGACCUCAUCUCUCUUCAAUGCUGCGUGACUCUAAAAGGUCACACAGACCUUAUUUGGCGCGUUGCCGUUGCCUCAAACGACAGUUUUAUUGUGUCUGCCUCAAAAGAUGACAUGUUAAAAGUCUGGGAUCCAGUCACAGGUCAAUGUCAGCAGACCUUAAUUGGCCACUCAUCGUGGAUCUCUUGCGUUUCCAUAACAACGGAUUGCAAAACGAUCAUUUCUGGUUCAAAUGACAAAAACGUCAAGCUCUGGAACGCCACUGGAAAUGAGCAUGCUCAGAGCAUCUCAACACCGAGUGAUCACAUCCUCCAUCAUGCUACACAGCCUAAUUGUGUCGCCAUAACAACGGACGGGCGCUGGGGCCUCUCUGGAUCAAAAAGCGAUUCUUUGAAACUGUGGGACAUCGCUAGCGCGAAAUGCGUCAAAAGUAGCCCAGGCUCAAUUGCGUACAUUGCUGCCAUGCACAGAUCCCCCCAAGUGGUAACUGGUUCACACAAUGGCGACAUUACUAUGUGGAAUUGCGACAGUUUGGAGGUGCAGCAGACUGUUAAAGCUCACCAAGGUAGUGUAAUGUCGCUGCAAGUCUCUAAAGAUGACAGUUUUAUUGUCUCUGCAUCAAAUGACAAGACAGUUGGGUUGUACCAUAUUCACGAAGGUCAGGUAGUACAGCUUGUUGGCCAUACCGAUGCAGCUGUCUGCAUGUCUCUUAUGAAGGGAGAAAAUCUUGCGAUCUCAGGUUCUAAAGAUAAAACUGUUCGACUGUGGAACCUGCAGACGAAGAGCUGCGAGAGGAUAUUUGAAGGACACACUGGAGUUGUUGAAUGCCUGGCAUCAACUAGCGACAAUAAAACUAUAGUGUCGGGCUCGGGAGACUUCACACUUAAAAUCUGGAAUAUUGAAAAAGGCGACUGCCUGUUCACUUUAAAAGGACACAACGACUCGAUAAAAUGUAUAGGAAUAACCGAUGACAACCAGUUUGCGAUUGCUGGUUCUCAUGAAGGAAAGGACCAACUCCUGCUAUGGAACCUAAAGGAUGGGAACUGCGCUCGCAAGCUCACCGGUCACACCCACGCAGUGAUGCGCCUCAAGGUCCUUCCAAAUAACAUGAUGGUCACAAGCUCACGUGACGGGACCAUAAAACUGUGGAACAUUCAAAGUGGAGAGCUCAUCAACUCUUUUGAUUUUCAGUCCCAAGUCAAGUACUUUGACGUCCACCGGGCUGAUGACGGUUAUUCGGUGAUUCUGGUCACCAAAUCUGGGACAGUGUCCAUUCUGAAACUUCCUAUCUCCAACAAGGAAACCGAGGAAAGUUUCUCAUCAAUUAAGAAUUCUACUCCCGAGAAUGUAGAAAGCUCUGCUGCCAAAGCAACACCUACACAAAGUGGUUGCUGUGCCAGUUAUCGCUGCUGUAGGUGCUGCCAAAAAUGCACUGUGUUUUGACUAAAAGACUACUACACAAACUGGUUAAUGGAUAUCAAGGGAAAAAGCUCUUCUGAUGAAAUGAUUCGUUCGAGAUUGAGUUUUAUCAGCAAAAUAUUUUGCUUCAAUUUAAACUAAGUAUUUCAAACAGUUCUACAAGUACCGUUUUUGCUUUUUAAACUGCAUAAAGGUGUUUUAAGUAUUCUUUUGGCACAAGAUUGUUAGCAGGAAUUUGUUAACAAAAGUAGCAUAAUAACAGACUGCAAAAAUUACUUCGGAUUUAUAUGCUGAAAACUAAAUCAGCUGCAUUU